AAGGGGAGGGUCUGGAACUGCUGUGUAAAUGACAGACGGACAUUCGCUUACUGAAGCUGUACAGGAGACUACAUGAUUAAAGUCUGUGCCUGGGGUGUGAUGAGAUGACAACCAGCUAACGCCACCCUACACCCUUAUCCGUGAUGGAUUCCGAAGCGCAGCAGAAGCGACCAAAGGAGCUGGUCCUGCCAGGCUCCCCCGGGCAAAGACUAGCUGGCAUGGCCAGCGCCAAGCACUACAUGUGUGGCUAUUGUGCUGCCUUCACCAACAUUGCCAUCACUUUCCCCAUCCAGAAGGCCUUGUUCCGGCAGCAACUCUAUGGCGUGCGGACCCGGGAUGCUGUGCGCCAGCUGCAGCGUGAUGGUCUGCGUAACCUGUACAGGGGCAUCCUACCGCCGCUCAUGCAAAAAACCACCACCCUGGCUCUGAUGUUUGGCCUCUACGAAGACUUUUCUAGUCUUCUGCUCCGGCACACCAGCGCACCAGAGCUGCUGACCCGCAGCAUGGCAGCUGUGCUGGCAGGGACCACUGAAGCCAUCCUGACCCCUUUCGAAAGGAUCCAGACCUUGCUGCAGGACUACAAGCAUCACAACCGCUUCAACAACACUUUUCAUGCCUUCCGCGAACUCCGGCACUAUGGCUUCAGGGAGUACUAUCGAGGGCUUGUGCCCAUCCUGCUGCGGAACGGCCCAAGCAAUGUGCUCUUCUUUGGCUUGCGAGGUCCAAUCAAAGAGUGCCUGCCGCAUGCCAACACAAACAGUGCCCAUCUGAUCAACGACUUCAUCUGCGGGGGUCUGCUGGGGGCCAUGCUUGGCUUUCUCUUUUACCCUGUCAAUGUGGUGAAGGCACGCAUGCAGUCCAAGGUAGGCGGAGACUUCCAGUCCUUCCGCAUCGUUUUCCUUACUAUCUGGAAGGAGCGGGAGGGCAAGGUGACGCACCUCUUCAGGGGCGCGCACCUCAAUUACCACCGCUCUAUCUUGUCAUGGGGCAUCAUUAAUGCCACCUACGAACUCUUGCUCAAGCUGCUCUGAAAAAAAAUGGGGACUGUCAUUAAACCAGGCUGGAAAAAAGUUUGUGUCUGGGAGCAAUUAAUUUGUGGAGGAAGAAAACUGUUAGUGCUCAGGGUCCAGGGGAUUCAAACCCCUUGCCUGCACAUCCAGAUGGAUUUGCAUUCAAUGUUUAACUGUCCAGUUAGUUGGUUGGCUUUGUGUUUUUAGGACUUGCCAAGUUCACCGGAAGGAAGUGUUUUACAUAUGUACUGCAAUUUGUGGACAUUUUCUUGACGGGAAUUAUGGGAUUUGUAACAUUUAAUAAACCAGAUGGGAAUUUUUUUUAUGUCUACAUCACACACCACUGUGAAUAGUUACAGUAGGCAGGGUUUUAACCUGGAUCUUCAUCCACCAUCAUCCUAAAGUAAUGAGUUGCAAAGGAAUAAAAACAGAAAAGUCUACACAUGACCACUUUUAAAUUCUUUCAAUAGCAAGAAAGGACACAAAGGUAAACCUACAUUAGCAAAUUGUUUUUGAAGGUUGAAAGUGUGUCAUAUUUGAUUCCCAGAUCAAAUUUCAGGUAUGGCCAUAUGUGCUAAAAAUGGUCAGUAUAUAUAUUGUGCUCCCCUAUAUAAGCAUUUUUAUGUCAAGCACACAUUGUUGGGCAGAUUUUCUGCCAGUCAAAUUUAACCUUUUUGAAGACAUUGGAAAAUGUGAUUUUAAAGUCAUUCAGUAAUGGCACUUUUUGCAUGCUUAAAGAAUUUUGUGAACUUCUGAAGGAUUGCUUAGAAUGCUACUGAAGUCGAAGCUGCCAGCAGUGUCAUGCAGAGCUCUGAUUUCUGUAUAAAAACAAUAGGGUUUUCUCAAGAGUUUAACAGUGUUUGCAAGGCAAAUUGAGCCCUAAGAUUAAGGACUAAAUUUCUAAUCCCAGUAGCGGUAAUCUGUGAUUCUUCUGGCAUUGAGUUCUGUUUUAAACAGCUUCUCAAUCCAAAGACUAUACCAACCUGAAAGCCGUGGUGAUGAGGUUUAGAGCCUGAAAGCCAGAACACAAAAAGCAGACUAUUCCUGGCUUUAAAAUUUUGUUUUGAAAAUCUGUGUUGUGUUUUUUUUAAGAAUAAAAAUGUUAUUGAUAUAAAUGCCACCACUGGUUAAACAGGUACAUUAUAAAGGGCCAAGGUUAAGAAAAUAUACAACAGUGCUUGUGUCAUUUUAAUCAUUUAAACUGCUCAGAGCAAUUCGCUAAAUCAUGUUAUGUUGACUUCUCCACACUGGUACGUUCAAAACCAACAUUUGCUUUACCUUGAGAGUUUACAGUUGUACUAAUAAAAAAAACAUAUAUAUAUAUAAUUAGUGCCUAUAGAAAGUCGACACCACCUUGAACUUUUUUCACAU
Messenger RNA from Polyodon spathula (Mississippi paddlefish), 2381 nucleotides. RefSeq names its product mitochondrial nicotinamide adenine dinucleotide transporter SLC25A51-like. NCBI's taxonomy places the organism in Eukaryota, Metazoa, Chordata, Actinopteri, Acipenseriformes, Polyodontidae. The transcript has 2 exons. The coding region runs from base 144 to 1031 and encodes 295 amino acids. The record is from RefSeq and is a predicted model, not a curated record.